AUGCACGCCCCAUCUUGGGAAGGCCGAUUGCGGCAAACCGCCGACCGCGCCGCCAACGUCCUCCGGCGCAAUUGGCAUCUCGGCUUCACCUCCUUCGGAGGGCCGCCGGUGCACUUCAAGAUUUUUCACGACCGAUUCGUGCUGCGAUUGCGAUGGAUCGACGAGCAGAUGUAUCAAGAGCUUUUCAGCAUCUGCCAGGCCCUAUCGGGUCCAGCAAGCACCAAGAUGCUGUACUGCAUCAACCUGAUUCAGAACGGCUUUUUCGGCGCCGUCCUGGCCUUCUUCAUCUGGAGUCUCCCCGGUGCGCUAGGAAUGUACGGUCUCUCAGUCGGUGUCUCCAACAUCGGCUCUUCUCUGCCACGUGCUGUCUACGCCCUCCUCUCUGGCCUCAACGCCGCCACCGUGGGCAUCAUCGCCCUCGCGGCCGUUGAGCUCUCGCAAAAGGCCAUCACUGACAAGCUCACCCGCACCCUCGUGUUCCUCGCCGCGGCGGCGGGCAUGAUGUAUAACGCCCUAUGGUACUUUCCUGUUCUCAUGGUGGCGGGCGGAUGUGCGGCCGUCGUCCAUGAUUACCGCUGGGUCCACAAGCCUGCGCGGAGGGUGCUGGCGAUGGUGAGAGCUGUAACCGGGAAAAAGAGAGAGAGGUCUAGCAGAGACGAAGAUGCCCGAGGAGUCGAGUUACAAGAUAGCCCGGGUGAAGAUGCCGGAAAGGGUGUCGUCGGGAUGUCUUCGGCAACAGCAUCCCGCGUUUCGGUGCCGGGGCAGCCAAACGCCCGUGAAUCCGGGGAUGGGGCGGGACAAAGCGCACCGUCGCAGGAUGAAGAUGCCACCCACAGAUCGAUAGCCGACUCGGAGCCUCGUGUUGUCCCAAAGGAGUUCCGCCUCGACUUCUCCUGGAAAGCCGGCACUGCCAUUACCCUUUCCUUCUUGUUGACUUUCAUCGUGGUGAUGAUUGUCCGCGGAGUGGUCAAGGACCUGCCUAUCCUUUACAGGCUGUUUUCGAACCUCUAUCUCGCCGGUACCAUCAUCUUUGGAGGUGGGCCAGUUGUCAUCCCCUUGUUGCGGGAGUAUAUCGUGACCGAGAACUGGGUCUCCCCGCGAGACUUCCUCAUCGGCCUGGCCAUUGCCCAAGCUUUCCCUGGACCAAACUUUAACUUUGCCGUAUUUCUAGGCGGACUGACUGCGAUCAAUGCGGGUCAGUCAUCUAUCGCAGGCGCCCUCAUCGCUUUUAUCGGUAUCUUUACCCCAGGCAUUGUGCUGGUUCAUGGCACCAUGGGCAUUUGGGGCGUGUUGCGGAGUCGGCCGUGGGUGAAGGCUGUCGUCCGUGGCGUAAACGCAAUGGCUGUAGGUCUAAUAUAUACCGCCGUCUAUCGUAUAUGGCAAGUCGGCUACCUUGACGAGGGAUUCCAGGCCGGGCGUAGUCUGGGAGAUGAUCCGUGGUGGGUUGUUAUUACGGCGACGGCCUACAUCGGGGGCAGGUACUACGGUGUCGCGGCGCCGUUUGCAAUCUUGCUUGGAGCUGUGAUGGGACUGGUUCGGUAUGGCGUUGUUUCGGGGCGGGGGUAG
This is a messenger RNA of Colletotrichum truncatum, 1566 nucleotides long. Its product is annotated as chromate transporter. Gene Ontology annotation, biological process: chromate transport. Gene Ontology annotation, molecular function: chromate transmembrane transporter activity. NCBI's taxonomy places the organism in Eukaryota, Fungi, Ascomycota, Sordariomycetes, Glomerellales, Glomerellaceae. The record is from RefSeq and is a predicted model, not a curated record.